CAUGGCAGUUGACUCCCUCCCCAUCCCCCUGACAUGGAUUCUACUGGCAAUACUGCCUGUUCUCUUCUACAUAUAUGCUGUACGACCCCUUCAGCUGUUCAAGAAGAUGGGCGUACCCGGUCCCACUCCCUGGCCAAUCAUAGGGAACCUGCUCGAUCACAUGAAAGAUGGAGUGUGGAACAUUGAGAGUCAGGUGAAACGGAGAAAGAAAUAUGGCAGUGUGUACGGGAUGUAUGGUGGAGGAUUGACUGCCAUCUUCAUAACAGACCCUGAAAUGUUGCAAGAUAUCUUUGUGAAGAAAUUUCACAGUUUUACUAACCGCCAGCCCAAGGACAUCCACCUGAGGGUGAAGCCUGUCGGCCGGAUGCUGACCCAGCUGGUGGACGAGGACUGGAAGAACGUACGCAGCACCAUCAGCCCUGCAUUCAGUGGAGGCAAGCUCAAACAGAUGGCAGGAGCAAUGAACAGUUGUGCUGGUCUGCUAGUAGAGAACAUCGGCAAGUUUGCAGACACUGGGGAAUCCUUUGAAGUCAAAGAACUGACGGGUGCCUUCACUAUGGAUGUGAUCACCAGGACAGCCUUCGGGACUCAGAUCGACUCACAGAAGAAUCCAGAUGAUCCUUUUGUUGUCUAUGCAAGGAGGUUGAUCGACAGACCGAUUUCUAUUUUUGCCCUGAUGUUCAUGUUUUUCCCGAGCUUGUUGGUUCCCUGCUGGAGAGGUUCCAGUACAACCUUCUUCUACAGUGUGUUUGACCAGUUGAUGGAGUUGAGGCAGGCUGAGGGCCAAGAACGUGUGGACUUCUUGCAGCUGAUGAUGAAUGCUCACAAGGAACAUGAUGAGACAGGAGAGGCCAAGUCACAUGGGCACAAACAACCGCUGACUAAGGACGAUGUCGUGGCGAAUGGAAUCCUCUUCUUCAUUGCGGGAUACGAGACGACAGCUACCACCAUGGCCUUCACCCUGUACAACCUGGCACUGAACCAGGGCAAACAGGACAAACUCAGGCAGGAGAUCACCCAGGUCAUGGCAGACAGGGAAUUUGUUGACAAUGAGGAUGUUCAUAAGAUGCCGUACCUGGAAAUGUGCAUCUCUGAGACCCUGCGCAUGUACUCUCCUGCUGCCAUGACUACCCGUGCCAGCUCAGAAGAGGUGAAACUGAAGUGGCUGACGAUCCCCAAAGACAUGUUAGUUGCAGCCCCCAUCCUGGCCAUUCACUAUGAUCCAGAGCGUUGGCCAGAACCGUACAAGUUCAUUCCAGAACGAUUCACCAAGGAAGAGAAGGAGAAGAGGGGCCCGUACGACUGGAUGCCGUUUGGUGCAGGCCCUAGGAACUGUAUCGGGAUGAGGCUGGCCCUGUUUGAGCUGAAGCUGGGACUGGCCAGGCUGCUGAUGAAGUACCGCGUCAUGACGGCACCUGACACUGAUAUUCCCCUAAAGAUGAAAAAGUUUAAGAAGUUCCCCAUCCCAGAGAAUGGCAUCAGGCUGAAAGUGGAGCUGGUUGAUUCUGUAACAUACUAACAAGCUGUUGACUGACUUCAUCUGGGACAGUGUACCAGAAGAUGCACGAUAUCCUCCACCAUCAAGAACUUUCAAAGAAAGGGGACGGUAGCUUUGAAAGUUUACACUAUUAUCAGACGGUGACUGUAAUAUUGGACAUAUAGAAUACUACACGGUGUAUUCUGUAUCACCUAAGGUACCAGCCCAGCCACGGGUUGGAUCACUUGACGGCCGAAGGGUUUUAUAUUGUUCAGGGGAACUAAGGAAAAUUUAAGUCAUACAAAGAUAUGACAUAAAAAUUGUUAUUACUAUGAUAGGUACUUAUCUAUUUUUGAAAUAGUUUAUUUAUUUCAUUGAGGACUGUCAAAUAAAGGGGAUGGUAGCUUUGAAUGUUAACAAUUUGUAGACUUAUUAGCACUGUGCCUGGAAUAUUAGAUAAUUUGUUAUUACAUAUGUUAGGUAUUUAUCUAUUUUUUAAAUAGUUUACUAGUAUUUCUUUCCUGUGUUCCUAUAUGACACCCUGAAAUACGAGAGGGAGGUAGAAACAGUCUCCUGGCUCCCUGGAGUUGAACCCGGGCCAACUAGUUCACAAACCCAGCACCAUAACCACUGGGCAGUAUGUGAUUGUAUUGGAAACUUUUUGUAUGUGGGAUAGGAAUGCAUUUUAUAAAGUACAAAAUGUAUAUCUGUUUUAGACAUGGUGUAAAUUUGGUUGUGUUAGACUAGACUGGAAGUGAUGUUGAUGAUAUAAAUCGUGUGUGUUUAUCUUAUGAUCAUAUAAGUUAUGUUUACUUCAAGUCUGCAAUUUUGAACUUUCAUACCAUUUUAUAAUUUCAAUCUCUUAAGAUCCAACAGUUAAAUUAUGGGAAAAAGAUUACAAACAUGACAUACAUCCUCAUUAGUCUUUUGAGGAACUAUUCAGCUCCCCAGUGGUGACUUAAACACUGGCACAGUACGGGAGUAUCAAAUCCACAAUUGUCCUAUUCCUCCACAUAAAAAGAUGACUGAUGCUACUGAAGCUGGUGUGUUAUGCUGAAGGGUGAAUAUACUGGAUAUAUAGAUAAUAUCUAUUAGAUACAGAUACAGAUACCAGUGUAUUAAGAGUAAUUCUACAAAAGUUUUUUUUUAACCUCCUUGAAAAGACAAAACAUACAGGAGAAGAUCUGUCCAAGACAGAAGUAGAAUUGGUAGCCUGUAUUACAUUAACCAUUGAAAAAAUAAUAGUCAUAGAGCCAUGAAAGACAUUUAAGUUAGAGCACAACUUUUAAUUGAUUAAUUUGAUGUAUCAUUAGUACUUGUUUACACAUACUGCAAGAUCUGCAAUGCACAGAUCAUUGUAAAGUUAA
Messenger RNA from Branchiostoma floridae (Florida lancelet), 2844 nucleotides. RefSeq names its product cytochrome P450 3A6-like. The transcript has 15 exons. The record is from RefSeq and is a predicted model, not a curated record. Gene Ontology annotation, molecular function: heme binding; steroid hydroxylase activity; iron ion binding. Lineage: Eukaryota; Metazoa; Chordata; Leptocardii; Amphioxiformes; Branchiostomatidae. Bases 2 to 1519 code for a protein of 505 amino acids.